Molecule: messenger RNA, 3330 nt
Organism: Liolophura sinensis
Lineage: Eukaryota; Metazoa; Mollusca; Polyplacophora; Chitonida; Chitonidae
Exons: 4
Coding region: 1-3330 (1109 amino acids)
Biological process (GO): regulation of DNA-templated transcription
Molecular function (GO): RNA polymerase II cis-regulatory region sequence-specific DNA binding; DNA-binding transcription factor activity, RNA polymerase II-specific
Source: RefSeq, a predicted model, not a curated record
AUGGAAAAUUUAAGCAAUGGCCAAGCCCUGCAGCCAGACAACUCCAGGCGUGUCGGCCUUCCAAUGUUAGAGAAUCCUAAUAGUGUGACGCCAUUUUCAGGAUCUUUGAGUUGCCAGCACUCACAAGCUUCACUCUAUCAAGGCUACAACUUAGAUCCUUCUCAGUUUGUGCAUCCUGAGUAUGGGAGUCUUCAAAGGUAUCCGCAGUCAUCAUUGCUUUCCGGCAUUCAAGGUUAUCCAAAUUUACAUUUCACGGCUUCAGACAGAACGUCAUUGUCCUCAUUCAAUAUUGGUACCCAUACUACACAAACAAAUCCCUUAAUGCUCAUAACUACGAAUAAAGCAGGGAAAGAAUCCAACAUGUCUGCCAGACAUCAAACCCUUCCUAGCUUCAGCUCUGUAUGUGACUUUGCUGUAUCCAAUACACCCUCUCUCCCCAUGACUGGCAUCUUUCAUGACCCGAGAAGAUGUUUUCCCAGCCAGUGUGAUUUCAUAGGUGGAAAUACAACUCCGGUAAAUGCAUUAACAACCAUAUUACCAGUGGAAAAAUCUGGCUUUCCAUCCAUCUCAAAACCUACAUGUAGCCACAGGUUACCAGAUUUGGCCUCACCAGCCAUGAACAGCAGAGUCUUUAAGAACUACUCAAACACUGACAUGACUGGUGAAAACUGCUGUGGAUACCCUUCAGAACACGUCAUGGUUUCAUGGAUUUGUGAAAGUUCAAACAUCAGCUCUUCCUCCGCAGCCCAAGCUAAUGUAACAAUAAGUGAAAACAGUGGCAUGAAGAACUCCAAGAUUCUACAAAACAAGAACCUGGAGAUGUCCACAAUUCAAUCCUAUGAUGUGCAGUCUGGUUUGAUGCUCAAAACUCUACCAUAUGACAACCCGCCAGGCCUUUUCCAUCAUGCCAUGACUCACGGUGCAGGUGUCUCUUCAGCACAAGCAAAUUCAAAUGGACAGGACAACCCCUUGGGGACAAUGGGUUCAAGGGCCUGUUCACCUACUUGCAGAGCAUCAUGCUCUACUUCUGAUGAUAUGCUGCAGGUGCAAGAAACCCUUCAGUCGGUGAAACGUAAUCCUAACAACCAUCAACAUUUCCAAUCAUUUCCUUCUUUCACAGACUCCGAACCCGAUUCAAAUAGUAUUUCUCCAAGAUUACAUCAGGGAAUGAUAAGUCCAGAUUUGAAUGUAGCUCAAGAAAAACCGUUGAAUUUCUUCUUGGGAAGACAAGAAAGUAAAAGUACAGAAGUGAAACAGGAUGGUCUAAAUCAAGGUGAAAUUGGCAGUAUAAGGAGGCAUUCUCUGUGGCAUCAGAACAUGACCUCUGGGAAACCAGUUACUGAUGCUGAUACAAGAAGAGAAAACUGUGUUUAUGAAUCACCAAAUGAAGGUCAAGAAUUUGAUGAAUCUAUUGGAGGAAGUUAUAAUGCAGACACUCCUGUACAGACCAGGACUGCUGAGUGCCCAGGUGAUGAAUUUUGGAGGGACGCUGGAGAUCCUUCAGUCGAAUGCUCGUUGGUAGGGGACAUGGUGGAACACGUAUCCACUGAGGACACCAUGGCCUCCACAGACUCCACACUACCUCUGAUAACUUCUUCAGACAACGCCAGCAUCCCCUCAGUUCCCGAAAGCUCUGGGGGGAAGGCUGAAAAUGAAACUGGUACGUUGCUGGAGGAAUUGUGUGGCAAUGGUGUUGAAAAAAACAGUACAUCUGCUGAAAAGUUUAUGAAUGAGAAUAUGCAGGUAACCUCAGAUGCACGAGUUGUCAAUGCAGAAAGCUCUGAACCAAUUCCUCAAGAAGCUGAAAGCACCACAAAAGGUCUCGUCAAGAAAUCUGUAAACAAAGUUAAACGUGAUGUCCAGAUUGUGAUCGACAAUUCUCAAUUUGUCAUGGAGGGUGACAGUAGGAGGUGGCAGUGCACACUGUGUGAGAAAUCUUACACGACCAAAAACAACUUGGUGAUUCAUAUGUUAGAUCAUCAGGGAGUGAAACCGCACAAGUGCUUGACCUGUGGUCAGUCCUUCAGACAGCUUGGCCAUCUGAAUACGCACAUCCUCACCCAUGACAACAUUAAACCUCACACCUGUGAGACGUGUGGGAAGAGUUUCACCCAGGCCUCCCACCUUAAGAGACACCAGAUCGUUCAUGGACGCACAUCAAAUGUCUGUGACAGAUGUCAGCGAACAUUCACAUACCCCAGUGAUCUUCAAGCGCAUAAAAAACGAUAUGGGAAGAAACCAUGCCUUCCUCAAUGCUCCCAUAGGAUCUCUGCUGUACAGGCGCCAGCUUUACCUGACCAGCACAGAUCAGGGCAAGAUGUUAGGCGGGAAGUUCAAAGUUGUAGGCAGUGCGAUCAAGUUUUCAAGUCCACGAAUGAUUUGAGGCGUCAUAUGUUGUCUCACGGCAGUGAACGGCCAUAUGAGUGUUCUGAUUGCGGAUUGAAGUUUUCAAAGGAUCGUUACCUGAGAGCCCAUCAGCUCACUCACUCUGGAGUCAAACCAUUUAAGUGUGAUGUUUGUGGGCGGGGAUUUCACCAGAAAGCCAACAUGGAGAGACAUCAACUAAUACACAACUCCAGCCGUGCCUUCGAGUGCGAAGUCUGUCGCAAGAGCUUUACACAGCUGCAGAUUUUGAAAGCUCACCAGGUCACCCAUAGCAACAGGAAACCUUUCCGUUGUCAACUUUGUGGGAGGGAAUUUUCUCGACUUUACAAUCUCCGAGGACACAUGCAUGUUCAUGAUAACUCCAAACCUUACUCCUGUUUUUGUGGUAAUUCCUUCACUCUGCGAGGAAACUUAACCCGGCAUAAAAAGGUGAAACACGGACUGGAUGAAACCACUGAAAACAUGGAAGAAGAGGCUGUACAGUUGUUGAAGUCUUUCUCAGAAAGAGCCAGAGAGGAGCAGAAUCCAAUCAGCAACAAUUUGAAUGAUCUGACAAAUGUCUCGGAAGACAAGGACAAAAAAGCUGAGGCUUGCUUGAACAACGGUGAUUCAAGCAAAAUUAGUGUUUCACUUCUAGAAACAGAAAAUGGAAGUCAAAUUUCAAAUGGUAGGUUAAACUCAAGGUGUUUCACUAAAGGUGUUUUAGGGUUGCGAGAAAUAUCCCCCAGUAACAAAAUGGAAUGGUCCAUGUGUGGUAAAACGGACAGACGACUGAGUAACAACGUAAAUGUGAUCUUACACAUACAAACGGACAGACGGAAGGCAAGAUCUGGAGAAAGAAACCGUCUGGAAGGCAACUUUAUAAGAACGGAGUCAAAUGGCUCGUCAACACUAUCUCAGUCCUCACAGCUAGGUUCUGAGAAGAACAAAUUAAACGAUCAAUAA